AUGAAGGCUCACACGGCAAUGAAGGCUCUUGUUGGCGGGGAGUCUGGUAAUUACCGGCUCGCGGACGACAUCGAUAUCCCUGCCCCCAAGCCAGGCACGAUGCUGUGUCGUGUGCAUUCCGUCGCCUUGAGCCCAUACGACGCAAAGAUUGUAGACUAUUCCAACACACCUGGCGCUGUGGGCGGCUGUGACUUUUCCGGCGUCGUCGUUGCGGUGGGCGAAGGAGUGGUGCGGUUCAAGGCAGGUGAUCGUGUCCUCGCUGUGACUUUUGGACUCAGCGCCUUAGACAAGACGGCGGGUGCCUUUGCUGAGUAUGCUCUGGCAAUCGAAGACCUGAGUUGCCAUGUUCCGGACAGCUUGUCCUUGACGCAGGCGUGCUCAAUGGGUCUUGGGAUUGCUACUGCUGGCCUGGCACUCUUCCAAGCACCUGGGCUACAGCUAAGAAUGCCACGCUCCAACCACGCCGAUCAAGAGACGGGUGCUUUUGUUCUUAUCUCAGGGGGUGCAACGGGCACGGGGACCAUGGCAACCCAGCUUCUGAAGAGUGCUGGUUACAUACCCAUCGUUACCUGUUCGCCCGCUAACAAUUCCCUAUGCGAGUCCUACGGCGCCGCGGCUUGCUUCGAUUACAACUCAGCCACGUGCGGUGCUGAUAUCCGCGAGUACACGGCCAACAGUUUGACCUCUGUCUUUGACUGCGUCACUGACGCAACGACUAUGAGGAUGUGCUACGCGGCCAUUGGCUCUUCCGGUGGUCAAUACGUCGCUCUAGAGCCCAUUUCUCCUAUUAUCAAGUACACGCGGAGGGAUGUCCGCGCUGACUGGCUGAUGGCUCCCACCGUUCUGGGGACCCCCGUGGAGCUUCCGGGCUCGUAUGGACGCCCGAGAACUCCAGAGCACAGAAGAUUUGCAUCAGAGUUGUUUCUGCUGGCUGAGAAGCUACUUCAGGAGGGCGAAAUUAGGAAUCAUCCUCUAGAGAUUCGGGACGGAGGCCUGGCGAGCAUCCCCAGAUAUGUGAACGAUUUGCGGGUUGGGAAAGUGCGGGCAAAGAGACAGGUUGUGCCAUUACUGGCAGGGUAG
Molecule: messenger RNA, 1080 nt
Organism: Scedosporium apiospermum
Lineage: Eukaryota; Fungi; Ascomycota; Sordariomycetes; Microascales; Microascaceae
Exons: 2
Coding region: 1-1080 (359 amino acids)
Molecular function (GO): oxidoreductase activity, acting on NAD(P)H
Source: RefSeq, a predicted model, not a curated record